AUGAUCCGGGACUUUAGAUACAGUUUUUGCUUGGGUGUUUUCUUAGGUUUUUUUUUUUCUUUCUCUUUUUUUUUUUUAUUUUUCUUCUUUCUUUUCAUUUUUCUUUUCUUUUCUCUUUUUGUUUUUUCUUUUCUUUCUUUUUUCUUUAUUUUUCCUAUCUUUCUUCUUUUUUUCUUUUCUUUUCUCUUGUUUUUUCUUUUUUCUUUUCUUCUUUUCUUCUUUUCUUUUGUCAUUUCUUUUUUCAUUUUCUUUUUCUUUUCUUUUCUCUUCUUUUUUUCUUUCGUUUCUUUUUUCUUUAUUUUUCCUAUUUUUCUUCUUUUUUCUUUUCUUUUUGUUUUUUCUUUUUCUUCUUUCUUCUUUUCUUUCUUCAUUUCUUUUUUUUUCUUUUCUUAUUUUCUUUUUUCUGUCAUUUUUCAUUUUUUUUUUUUUUUCCUUCUUUUUCUUUUUUUCACUUCAGGACACAUAUCUAUAUCACCCUACUUCCCCGACACACCGUGCGAAACUUACCCACCCUUGUUUUCUGAACAAUUUAAUAUACCCGGCAUGUGGCUGGCACCUGCCUGGGCACACCAAAUACAAGCGCAGGUGUAUCUUGACACAAACACCUGUAAGCGAAGUCCGCCACCCCUACCCUCGCUACUUAACCGCCACUCGCCUAUCUCCUUCGCCUUCCCCUUCUAUUACGGUCCCCUACUCUCACUAAUGCGACCUCCGCGCUCACUUUCCCACUCAAGCCCUGUCACCCCCCCCCCACACACACACAGCACAAUCCCGCUGCCUUACGCUGUUGUUCGAUCGCAUGACCUUGUCGCCGGUCGAGCUCGUACUCUUGAUGAGAGAGACCAAUCAGAAGGUGCCACGUCAUCAGAAGAUACCAGUAGACGCGGAAAGGAAAUGACGUCUUUUUAG
This is a messenger RNA of Acanthosepion pharaonis, 909 nucleotides long. The record is from the annotation of a GenBank genome assembly. Lineage: Eukaryota; Metazoa; Mollusca; Cephalopoda; Sepiida; Sepiidae.